Molecule: messenger RNA, 1414 nt
Organism: Toxorhynchites rutilus septentrionalis
Lineage: Eukaryota; Metazoa; Arthropoda; Insecta; Diptera; Culicidae
Product: endochitinase-like
Exons: 4
Coding region: 74-1333 (419 amino acids)
Biological process (GO): carbohydrate metabolic process; chitin catabolic process
Cellular component (GO): extracellular region
Molecular function (GO): chitinase activity; chitin binding
Source: RefSeq, a predicted model, not a curated record
GAAAUUUUCGGAUCAAAACAAAACAGUGCGACUGAUCGAGCCGUAGUUUUCGUCGGAUCUUCAGUCCAGCAACAUGGAGUUUGAAGGUAGACUGGCGCUGCUAGCAGUAUUUUUGUUUGGCUUAACUGCACCGGUGCGAACAAUCGGAGAUGAGAAGCCUCGGCGACUGGUGUGUCAUUACACCACUUGGUCACAAGGCCGCGCCGGUGAUGCGUCGUAUCGCAUAGAAGACGUUCCGGGAGAACUUUGCACUCAUCUAGUGUAUAACUUUAUCGGUAUCGACGAAGACACCUUCGAAUUAACGCCGAUACAGCGCGAAAUAGAUGUCAUCCAAAAUGGUUACGGUCGUUUUAUAGAUUUGAAGAAACGGUUCCCACAUCUGCGCCUUUCGAUAGCCGUCGGAGGAUGGGCUCACGGGGGCGAGAAAUUCAGCAAGAUGGCCGCGCGUAGAAAUCGUCGUCAGAUCUUCGUGGCGAGCGUGGUGAAAUUCCUGGAACGGUAUGGUUUCGAUGGGUUAGAGCUUGCGUGGCUGUACCCUGGAAAUCCAGAGCGCGGUGGCAGCGUUAACGAUAAAGAUAAUUAUAUUUAUCUGGUAGAGGAGCUUUCGCGAGCAUUCCAAAAGAGAGGCAGAGGAUGGGAACUGGCGAUCCAAGGGCCUGCGGAUAAAUCUCGAUUGGGUGUUGGGUACGAAAUAGAUGCGUUGUGCGAUGCCGUUGACUUUGUUCACCUGCUCGGAUAUGACAUGCGUGGAUCAUGGAAUAAUUUUGCGGAUAUUCACAGCCCUAUGGCGGACCGUCCACAUGAUACUGGCAACUUCCGGGGAAUCAAUAUUCCCGAGGGAGUUAAGCAGUGGACCUCGAAAGGAUGCCCGCCUGGUAAGCUAGUGCUCGGAGUGCCGAUGUUUGGCAGAACUUUCAUCCUGGCCAACCCGCAGGAAAAUGCACUCGGGUCCCCGACCAAAAGUGGAGGUCCAGCCGGGCGCUACACGCAUGAAUCUGGUUAUUUGAGUUACUUUGAGAUUUGUCUCAAGUUUAAGACUCCACGUGCCAAGUGGCGGGAGUUAUGGGAUGAUGUCGGCCUUUGCCCAUAUGCAUAUUUUGGUCGAGAAUGGAUCGGUUACGAGAACACCCGAUCGGUGGCGGAGAAGGUUAAGUUCGUUAAGGAGAGACAACUGGCUGGAAUGUAUGCAUUUUCGCUGGAUUUGGACGAUUAUCGAGGAGACUGUGGUGGAGAAACAUAUCCGCUCACGAAAGAAUUGUACAAAUAUAUUGAGGAAACAAAAGACGAUGGUGAUAUCGUGCCCGUCAUCGAUCGUGAAUGGGAGACAAAAUGAGUCGAACUUCGUGAUUGUAUUAUAUUUUUUUGCACUCGGAUAUUUCGAAUAAAAAUGGUCCCUUCAAUAAUAUGAAUAAAA